Messenger RNA from Rhododendron vialii, 1768 nucleotides. RefSeq names its product protein ALP1-like. NCBI's taxonomy places the organism in Eukaryota, Viridiplantae, Streptophyta, Magnoliopsida, Ericales, Ericaceae. The record is from RefSeq and is a predicted model, not a curated record. The transcript has a single exon. The coding region runs from base 167 to 1609 and encodes 480 amino acids.
CACACGCUCUCUCUCUCUCUUCCCCCCUCUCUCUGUAUAUAUAUAACCUCUCAAUUUCCAAAAUUCAACAAGUUCAGACCUCCCUCCACUGCUUUCACACUCCCAAUUCAAAACUCCCCACCCAAACUUCACUCUGAUAAACACUUUCAAAAACGAACCCAGAGAAAUGGAAGUCUCCCCUUUCCCAUUCCUCAACCACGAAUCCUUCGCCAGUUUGUUCACCUCAUUCCAAGAACAACCCGAUCAGAAGCGCCAGAAAACAGACCCCGUCAACUCCGACUCGACGCCGUUCAGAGACAUCCUCUCCUCGUUCCUCUCCUUCGACGAAGACGAUAACACGAAAUCCCAAUCCCAAUUCCAAUUCCAAUCCCAAUCCCAAUCCCAAUCCCAAACAAUGACCGACGGCUUCUACCCGAUCGACGGCUUCUUCCAAGAACCGGAUCAAAAGGACCCGCCCCGACCCAAACGCGCCAGAACCCCGAACGGACCCGACGCCAACGUCUCCGCGACCGCUUCCGAGGCGUCGGCCAACGGCGGAGGCGGGGGAGCGCGGCGUUUGUGGGUGAAGAGCCGGUCGAAGGCGUGGUGGGACCAGUGCAGCCACCCGGAUUUCCCAGAAUCAGAAUUUCGACGCGCUUUCAAAAUGAGUAAAUCCACGUUCGAGUUCAUAUGCAGCGAGCUCGACCCGGUCAUCAACAAGAAGGACACCAUGCUCCGGCUGGCCAUACCGGUCCGCCAGCGCGUCGCCGUCUGCAUCUGGCGGCUGGCCACCGGGGAGCCCCUGCGCCUGGUCUCCAAGAAAUUCGGUCUGGGCAUCUCCACGUGCCACAAGCUCGUGCUGGAAGUCUGCGGGGCCAUCAAGAGCGUCAUGAUGAGCAAGUUCUUGAACUGGCCCGACGAGGAGAGAAUGACGAGGGUGAAGAGGGAAUUCGAGCUGGUUUCCGGGAUUCCGAACUUGGGCGGAUCAAUCUACACUACCCACGUGCCUAUCAUCGCGCCCAAGGUGAACGGACCGGCUUAUUUCAACAAGAGGCACACGGAGAGGAACCAGAAGACGUCGUAUUCGAUCACGGUACAAGGCGUUGUCGAUUCGAAGGGGGUGUUUACGGACGUCUGCAUCGGGUGGCCGGGGUCUAUGAGCGAUGACAAGGUUCUGGAGAAAUCGGCGCUUUCGCAGAGGGCAAGUCGCGGGCUUCUGAAGGACAUUUGGAUCGUGGGGAACGGCGGGUACCCUUUGAUGGACUGGGUGCUGGUGCCUUACGCUCAGCAGAACCUGUGGACGCAGAGGGUGUUCAACGAGAAAGCCGGGGAGGUGGAGAGGGUGGCGAAGGAAGCGUUUUCGCGGUUGAAAGGGAGGUGGAGUUGUCUGCAGAAGAGGACCGAGGUGAAGCUCCAGGACUUGCCCGUGGUCCUCGGUGCUUGUUGCGUGCUGCACAACAUUUGCGAGAUGAGGAACGAGGCGAUGGAACCGAGCGAGACCGGUUUUGAUCUCUUCGACGAUGAGAUUGUGCCGGAGAAUGCCGUGAGGUCCGUCGACGCGAUGCGAGCUAGGGAUCAGAUUGCUCACCAUUUGUUACACCACAGUUUUGCGGACACUGGUCUUCCAUAGUUGUGCUGCUACCACUAGAUUAGUAGCUAGUAGGUUUUUUUGUGUACUUGGUGUUGAUUCUUUUCCAUCAUUUGAUGUAGUCAUGUUAUAGGAUACUGUCCUUGUAGCUUUGUAGAUUGUUUUUUUCGAUAUAGUAAAUUGACACAGAUUGUUUUUCAA